Molecule: messenger RNA, 2781 nt
Organism: Pediculus humanus corporis (human body louse)
Lineage: Eukaryota; Metazoa; Arthropoda; Insecta; Psocodea; Pediculidae
Product: galactokinase, putative
Exons: 15
Coding region: 1-2781 (926 amino acids)
Biological process (GO): carbohydrate phosphorylation; galactose metabolic process
Cellular component (GO): cytosol
Molecular function (GO): ATP binding; galactokinase activity
Source: RefSeq, a predicted model, not a curated record
AUGUCGAAAUUUAAUUUUGAUCCGACGUUUUUCAGAAGAGUUAUAUCGGAAUCCCCGUGCACGACAAAAAUACCAUCCCUAACAGAAAUAGUAAAAGAAGCCGUGGAAGCAUUUUACAAUGAAUUCGAUUAUUAUCCAGAAAUAGGUGCAUGUGCUCCAGGAGUGUUUACCAUUUUCGGAGAUCAUUUAGAAUAUUCAGAUGGAAAAUUAAUACAGGCCGCGUCACCCUUUGUGACAGUGAUAGUCGGAAAAGCAUUAAAUACGGUUAAAUGUAAAAUAAUAACAACGGCAAAACAUGUCGAAGGAUUAAAAAAAUCGGUUUUUCCAACAAGUUAUUUUAAAAAUAAAAGCAUACAAUCUUAUCCUCCGUGGGUUGCUUUUCUUCAAGGUAUUAUAAAUGUUUUCCCUUGUCAAAACAUCAGAGGUUUCGAUGCUUUAAUACAUUCAUCUAUACCUCCCAAUCACGGUUAUGGUAGCAGUGCAGCUUUACAAGUUGCUUUUUUUACAUUUUUAGAAAUUAUUUGUGGGAAACGGGCUUGCAUAAACAAGGAACUGAGAGGAAAGUUAUGCCGAAAAUCUGAAUUAAAACUUAACUGUCCUUGUACGGUUGUAGGAGUAUGGGAUAAUGUAACAUCAUCAAUCGUGGAAGGAAGUCACGGAGUUUUGAUAAAUUGCAAAAAUUGUGAGGUAUCAACAUUUGAAAUGAAAGAAAUAAAUAUAUUAUUUUUAUUAACUUAUCCUAAUUUCAAUAUCGAACUUGACGAUAGACAAAUGAUUCCAAGAAGAGAAAUGGAACUACAUUUAAUAGCUAAAUUAUUAGGAUUGUGUCACAUAAAUGAGGCCAAAUUAGAACAUUUAAAAAUUUUCGAAGAAAUGGAAGAACCUUCGAGAAACACGAUAAUAGAAAUAUUAAAAGGAUUUGGAAUAGAAGAAGAUUGCAUAUUUGAAUUUGUCAACGAAUUAUUUUAUAUUUCUAAAUCCGUUGCAUCCGUGGAAGAAGAAGAAUAUGGUGAAAAUAGUUAUAGUUUUUAUCACAAUCCUGAUGAAAGUUCGAUGCAAAAUCUUAUGAAUAGGGUAGCAGAAUUAUGUGCUGGAAAAAAGGGGCUAAAAAUGACCGAAAAAAUAUGCGAGGAAAUUAAUUGUCUCGGUGGAAUUGAUAAUCUUAGCGUUGAUUCGAAUUUAUCCGUCAUAGGAAAAUUAUUACGAAGAUUGAGAUAUGUUAUAACGGAAAAAAUGAGAUGUUCCGAAAUUCCAGAUAUUAUUCAACUAGGAAAUUAUGUAGAAUUUGGUGAAAAAAUUAUUCACAGUCAUUUGUCUUUAAAAUUAGAUUAUGAAGUUUCUUGUCCAACUCUUGACGGUUUGGUCCAGCUUGCGGUUGAUACUGAAGGUGUAUACGGAGCGAAAAUGAUGAGCGGAGGAGGAACAUUAACUUUAUUGCAUAGAAAUGCUGUUGAAAAAUAUAUAAAAAAAGUAGUUGAAAAAUAUGGGCCCGUUUUUCAAUUUUAUUUGACAUUUCCUAAUUCCGGAGCAAGAGUUUUGAAUAUCGGAGCUAAAAGUAAUCCAAAAAGUGUUUUAUCUAAUAAAUAUCUUAAUAAGAUUGAACUUAUGAAACAAGCUGUUCGAUAUUUCGAUUUGACAUAUAAAUACAAUCCGACUCAUGGAGCUUUUUCACCUGGAGUUACAAAUAUAAUUGGAGAUCAUUCGGAUUACAAUCACGGUUUUACCGUUUCCAUGGCAGUGAGUUUGAUAACGGUUGUAGUUGGAGCUUAUAACGGAACUUCCAGAGUGAGGGUGGCGACAACGAUUGAUGUUGGUUUUGAACCUAAAAAAAUUAUUUUUUCAUUACCCGUCAGUAGAGAUUUGAGAUUUGGAAGAAUUAAAUGGAUGAAGUUGAUUAUGGCUUUAUAUGAAAAAAUUUUAGGUUCUCUCAUGGGUUUUGAUUGUUUUAUCGAUAGUAAUAUACCAUCAGGAUGCGGAAUACCAAAUCACGUCGUAUUGAUAAUGGCGUUUUAUACUUUUCUGGAAGAAUUAACCGGUCAGAAAACAAAGAAUUUAUGUAAAAAAGCUUAUUUUUGCAUGUUGGCUCAACAAGAUUUUUUAAGUUCAAUUUGUGGAGUUGGAGAUCCAACCGUUACAAUAAAUGCCAAAGCAGAUUUUGCAUUAUUACUUGAUUGUCGAAGUUUGAAAAGCACACCGAUACCUUUUCAAGAUACAAGCGUUAGUCUUCUGCUAACAUUCCUGAAUCAAAAAUCUCCGAAAAUCAGAUCUUUAUUAUAUUCCAGAAUGGAAGAUUGUUACAGGGUAGCCAGAUUAUUAGGUGCAAAAACUCUGCGCGUUAAAUCAAAAGAAAUACCUGAAACGGCAUUGAAAAGAGCAACUCAUGUCGUGAUGGAAAAUGAAAGGGCUUUAAGAUCGGCUGAAGCUUUAAAAAAUAAUGAUUUUGAAACAUUAGGAGAAAUUAUGGUUGCGAGUCAUAAUUCAUUAAGGUACAAUUACGAAAUAACAACGCCUGAACUUGAUUUCUUAAUGGAACGAACAAUGGAAGUUGAUGGAGUUUUAGGUUCUAAAAUGCAGUGUAACGGCAACGAUUCAUAUCUUCUUACAUUGGUAAAACGUUGGGCUGUUGAUGACGUCAUUGAAUAUUUACAAACAAAUUUUUCGACAGAAUUAAACUUUUACAUCGUGACUCCUUUCGAAGGUUGCGGACCUUUAAACGUUAAAGAAUAUUUAAAUUCGAUACCCGGACCAGAAUUUACUUUUGAACAUGUUUUUCCAUUUUGA